Penicillium salamii is the source of this 1389-nucleotide messenger RNA. The record is from the annotation of a GenBank genome assembly. Lineage: Eukaryota; Fungi; Ascomycota; Eurotiomycetes; Eurotiales; Aspergillaceae.
AUGAGUUUGAAGCCUACCCCUGUCCCAAAUGGGAUGACAUCAUUCUGGCGGACGGAGCCUCAUGUCUUAGAUAGCCAUCGAUCUACUGAAUCUCUCCCAAGUGAGUGCGAUAUCGUGAUUGUAGGUGCUGGAUAUGCAGGCGCCUCGGUUGCACACCAUGUUAUUGGCCAAACCAGUCCUGGGCUCAAGCCUCCUUCGGUCGUGAUCCUCGAGGCUCGGCAGGCGUGUUCUGGCGCCACUGGUCGAAACGGAGGUCAUAUGAAACCGGACAUCUACAAUGGAAUUGCUGGAUUGGCAGCAGAUCAUGGCGUUGAGGCUGCUGCAGAAGUUGCUGCGUUCGAGGCCAAACAUGUCACCUAUUUGAAACAAUUCAUCGACAAUGCAAACAUUCAAUGCGACUAUGUGGUCACAAAAGCGGUCGAUGUUCAACUGUCCCAAGAGCAUUCCGAAAAACUCAAAGAUGGAUAUGACAGAUUGAUACAGGGUGGAUGUGAGCCGACAGCUAACGCGACCUAUAUUGACACACCCAACGCUGAAAAGUUUUCUGGGGUCAAAGGCGCAAAGGGUUGUUUCACAUACGAAGCUGGUCACAUCUGGCCGUACAAAUUUGUUCUGCACCUUCUGGAAAACGCCAUUGCACGUGGGGUAAAUAUGCAAACACAUACUCCCGUUUCUGGAAUGACACAUUCUACUGAUACCUCUCUCACUCAUCGCUGGACGGUGAACACCGCACGAGGUUCAAUCUCGGCCAAGAGAGUGGUGUUGGCAACGAACGCAUAUACCUCCUCACUGGCCCCACAGUACAAGGAGAAGAUUAUUCCAGUGCGAGGAACGUGCAGCCGAAUUAUUGUUCCGCCUAACACUUCUGCCCCUCGAUUGGCCAAAACCUAUACCCUUCGUUGGAACAAUUGGAAUUAUGACUAUCUCAUUCCUCGUGACGAUGGGAGCAUUGUCGUCGGUGGUGCACGACCGGCUUUUAUCAAUGAUCUGGAUAGUUGGUACAAUGUCAGUGAUGAUAGCCAGGUACUUGAGGCUGCCGUCAGGUAUUGGGACAAUUAUAUGCAGCGGAAUUUCGUUGGCUGGGAAGAGAGCCAUGCGUACACCGAUCGGGUGUGGACUGGCAUCAUGGGCUAUUCUUCGGACGGAUUGCCACAUAUUGGCUGUGUUCCAGGAGAAGAAGAACAAUAUAUUCUCGCUGGAUUUACAGGACAUGGAAUGCCGCAAAUUUUCCUUGCUGCUGAGGGUUUGGCGAAAAUGAUACUAAACGGAAUCGACUACAAACAAACUCAACUUCCUCGGUUGUUUGAAUCUACUCCAGCGCGACUCGCGAGCCCUCGGAAUAAGAUAUUUGCCAACACCCCUGGAGCAAAGCCUGAAGCGAGAUUAUGA